GAACAAAACACAAACGUACCUGCACACGAUAAUAGAACCAAGGAGAAAGGCACAUGCCUCCGAAAUUCGAUCCAUCCGAUCCAGCUGUAGUACAGCUUAUAACGCUGUUCGACUCCCUCGGACUUAGUCCCAGCAAGUCCCUCGAGACCGCCAAGAGUUCGAAGAACGCCGCCCAGCUCAAGGAGCUAAUUAUUGCUCAUGGUUUGGAAGGAAAGAAUCUUGAGGAGAAGAAGGCACUACUUGUUGCUGCUCUUGCUGCGCAGGGUACGUACCUAGGAUCGGAGGCGAAGGCAUAUGUGAUCGACAAAGUACUGGAGGGGAAGCUGGAACGUGGAGAUCAGCUCACUGCCGCCGUGAAGUACCUCGCACAGCACCAGCUCACUGCUACCAUGAAUUACCUCGAGCCGCACCGUGGAGCGAUAAAUGAAGCGGAGUUUGAUGCAGAGUGUGGUGUAGGCGUGGUCGUUACUCCUGAUCAGGCCGAGCAGCUUGUGCUCCUCUAUCUUGCGGAGAACGCGUCGGCCAUCGAGGGAUGGCAAAGCUUUAGCGCUACUCUCAUGAAGCUCAAGGCUACCCCAGAAUUGCGCUGGGCCGCUACCCUCGAUGUGAAGAAUGCAACGGAGGCGGCGUUCCUGAACAAGUUCGGACCGAAGGUAUCGGUCAAUCCCAAGGACAUGAGGAAGGCUGCUGCAUCGAAGACCGCGACACCCGGGAAUGUCACACCUACUGCCAGUGAUUCAAGCUCGGGCAUAGUGGCAUUGAGCUCGGAGAAGACUGUGUUCGAAGAAGGCUUUCUAGGAAGGCUUCAUAAACCUGGCGGCAACCCCCAGCUCAAUGGGGCUUUAAGGGAGAAGCACCUCAAGACUACAGGAGGUCAGGUGUGGACUCGUUUCCCACCCGAACCAAACGGAUACCUGCAUAUCGGCCACUCUAAAGCGAUUUUCGUCAACUUCGGAUAUGCGGCACACUUUGGCGGAAAGUGCUAUUUGCGGUACGACGAUACCAACCCAGAGGCAGAGGAGCAGCAGUACUUUGAUUAUAUCCUCGAGAUGGUCCGAUGGCUGGGCUACGAGCCGUGGAAGAUCACCUACUCCAGCGACUACUUCCAGAGACUGUACGAUCUUGCGGUGGAUUUGACCAGGAGGGACAAAGCGUAUGUAUGUCAUUGCUCUGCCGAGAAGAUAUUUGCGGAUCGAGGUGGAGAAGAGCGUGGACCGCGGAAGGCGUGCGAACACCGAAAUCGGCCAAUCGCAGAGUCUCUGGCAGAAUUCGAGGGCAUGCGAGAUGGCAAGUACAAACCGGGAGAGGCAAUUUUACGAAUGAAGAUGGAUUUGGAAGACGGAAAUCCUACGAUGUGGGACACAAUCGCAUACCGUGUCCUUAAUGCGCCGCAUCAUCGUACUGGCACCACAUGGCGCAUAUAUCCAACUUAUGACUUUACCCACUGUCUCUGUGAUAGUUUCGAAAAUAUCUCGCAUUCCCUUUGUACAACCGAAUUCAUCCUCUCCCGUCAGUCAUACGAGUGGCUCUGCGACGCCCUCGAAGUAUACAAGCCUAAGCAGUCCGAGUAUGGUCGCCUCAAUAUCCAGGGCACCGUUAUGUCGAAACGUAAAAUUCUCAAGCUGGUCAAAGAAGGUCACGUCAGUGGUUGGGACGACCCCCGUCUAUAUACCCUCAUCGCCCUACGCCGUCGUGGUAUUCCACCCGGCGCUAUCAUCUCUUUCGUCAGUGGCCUCGGAGUCUCAACUUCACCCUCCAACAUCCAGACCGUUCGGUUUGAACAGGCCAUUAGGCAGUAUUUGGAGAAUUCCGCUCCGCGCUUGAUGAUGGUGCUGAAACCAUUAAAAGUCACGCUCGAGAAUGUGCCGGAAGAUUACGUUCUUAUGAUUGAGAAGCCUCUGCAUCAGAAGGUACCAGAGUUGGGAACUAGCAGCGUCCCCUUCACCCGAACAUUGUACAUUGAUGCGGAAGAUUUCCGCCUGGAGGACUCGAAGGACUACUUCCGCCUCGCACCUGGCAAGACUGUCGGCUUAUUCCAGGCUCCUGCUCCUGUCACCUGCACGAGAUAUAGCAUUGAUCCAGUCACGGGAGAAGUAGCUGAGCUGUUCUGCACACUUGGGGAGAGUAAUUCCACAUCGAACAAGCCUAAAACCUUCAUCCAGUGGGUGGCCGACCAUCCCGCCUCGGGCAGUCCUAUACGCGUCGAUGAGACGCGUAUUUUCCACCAGCUAUUCAAAAGCGACGAUCCUGCUGCGACUGAAGACUUCAUCGCGGAUGUGAAUCCCAACAGCCUGGAAGUGGUGGAAGGUGCUUUCAUAGAAGUUGGUUUCUGGCCCCUUGCCAAGAAGGCGAUUGGAGAUGCCCGCAAAGACAGUGAGGCGAGACUGAAGGCCGCAGCGACUUCCGGUAGUGAGCCUGCGAAGGAAGCAUCACCAGUAGGAGCUCUACACGACGCACAUAAUCAGCCCGUGGCGAGCGUUGAGCAGCUCGUGGGUAAUGAAUGUGUGCGCUUCCAGGGCUUGCGUGUUGGCUAUUUUGCGGUUGAUAAAGACGCGCAGCUAGGAUGUCUCACGGAGGGUGACGCGCCGAAGCCUGGGUCGCGUCCUGGGGAUGUUGUGAUCCUGAACCGCAUUGUCACCCUCAAGGAAGACUCAGCCAAGAAGGCUUCGUAGAGCGCAAGGUGGUUGAUGCAGGUAAAUUACGCGUCGAGAUUACAUUUUAGACCGUGUUGAUGUAUGCAUGUUGGCUGUAAUGAUGUCACAAUACC
Molecule: messenger RNA, 2767 nt
Organism: Dacryopinax primogenitus
Lineage: Eukaryota; Fungi; Basidiomycota; Dacrymycetes; Dacrymycetales; Dacrymycetaceae
Product: glutaminyl-tRNA synthetase
Exons: 3
Coding region: 54-2672 (872 amino acids)
Biological process (GO): glutaminyl-tRNA aminoacylation; translation
Cellular component (GO): cytoplasm; cytosol
Molecular function (GO): glutamine-tRNA ligase activity; ATP binding
Source: RefSeq, a predicted model, not a curated record